Molecule: messenger RNA, 879 nt
Organism: Mercurialis annua (annual mercury)
Lineage: Eukaryota; Viridiplantae; Streptophyta; Magnoliopsida; Malpighiales; Euphorbiaceae
Product: protein THYLAKOID ASSEMBLY 8, chloroplastic
Exons: 1
Coding region: 74-772 (232 amino acids)
Biological process (GO): chloroplast organization; Group II intron splicing
Molecular function (GO): RNA binding; protein binding
Source: RefSeq, a predicted model, not a curated record
UUCAAUUCCCAAACAACAAACCCAAAUUAAUUUUUCCACACCACUCAAAACUAAACAAACACUUUUUUUUCUCAUGGCUUUAUCUCUUCAUAAAAAUCUCAUAUUUCUCCCUCCAAAAACCCUAUCCAAAACCCUAACCACCACCACCACCGCCACCGUCAUCCGCUGCGGUUCCGGUCCACGCUCCAACCGCGGACCAUUAGUUAAAGGUAGAAUACUAAGCAAAGAAGCAAUCCUAGCCGUCCAAUCACUAAAACGCUCAUACAAUAAAUCACCACCGUCAAAUCUCCCGGAUCUCACUCGCCUACUCAAAUCCGACCUCUCAGCAAUCCUCAAAGAGCUUCUCCGUCAAGACCUCUGUCUCCUCGCUCUCCACGUCCUCACCAUUCUCCGGUCAGAGUUUUCCGACCAAAUCGACCUAAAUCUGUACGGCGAGGUCAUCUCAGCGCUCACGAGAAACAAAUUGGAGGGCGAUAUUGACCGUUUGAUUGACGAUUUGGGGAAGGAUGAGGGGAAGAUAAUGUGGGAGAGCGACAGGGGAUUUUUGAGAGUGGUUAGAGGUGUGGUAGAUGCUGAUAGGAAGGAAUCGACGGUCAAGAUUGUUCAGAUGUUGAGGAGGAGUGGAUGUGGUGACACGUGGCCUGCUGAUGCGUAUAUUGUUGGGGUUUUGAGUAAAGGGUUGAGGAGGAUGGGUGAGGAGGUUUUGGCUGAUGAGGUCGAUAAGGAAUUUGGUGGGGUUUUUAAAGGUAAUUUGGAUAAAUUAAGUGUGUAAAAUUGUAUUUUUUUCUUUUUAUUGUAACUAAAUUUGACUAAUUGUAAUACAAAUUUAUGCCCUUUAUUGAUAUUUUUAAUAGGGGUAUAAACGAGUUUCGAGUUAAA